Messenger RNA from Nicotiana attenuata, 2884 nucleotides. Its product is annotated as histone-lysine N-methyltransferase, H3 lysine-9 specific SUVH6-like. The coding region runs from base 234 to 2312 and encodes 692 amino acids. Gene Ontology annotation, cellular component: nucleus. NCBI's taxonomy places the organism in Eukaryota, Viridiplantae, Streptophyta, Magnoliopsida, Solanales, Solanaceae. Gene Ontology annotation, molecular function: protein binding; zinc ion binding; histone methyltransferase activity. The record is from RefSeq and is a predicted model, not a curated record. The transcript is spliced from 3 exons.
UUGUUAACUUGUAGAUUAUCCAACACUAUUUUCUGCAGAAAAAAGUGUAGUUAUAACCAAUUUAUAGUUUAAUUAUGAGUAUUUUGUGUCAAUCAGCUAACUAUAACCAAUUUUCUAGUAGAUGCUCUAUUGCACCUCUUUUUUAGCAUUUAUUACUAAAAGACCGUUUCCCUCCCAAAUCCAAGUUUUCAACUGCCAUUUUCAAGGACUUCUAAAUUCUGUUCUGGAUUCAGAUGUCUGUGUUAGCGGAAAAAAGUCCCUCAAAGAUGCUUGGGGAGGGAUUACAUCAGAGUGUCGGCAAUGAGUAUCCUAGAUCUCCAUCCACAUUUAAGCGCCUAAAAGUUGAUACAACCCGUAAGUUUCCUGAAAAUUGUGGUCUGUUUGUUGGUCAAACGAAAGGAAGCAGAAUUCAGUGCUACACUGAUGCUGAGAUCUACCCGGAAUUUCCAUCCACUUCUAAGAGUGUAAAAGUUGAGGACACAUGGAAUUAUACUGAAAUUUCUGGCAUGCGUGUUCCUCAAACGAAUGGACACGGUACUCAAUGCCCUGCUGAUGCUGAGAUCAAAAGUAGUUCUGGAGUUGCUAUGAAUGUGAUUGAGUCAGCCAAGCCUUUAAGAGUUUUCGUGCCAAAUACUUUGAAUGACAAGCCUGCAAACGAAGUUAGAGAGUCCCUGAAUAUGAUUGAGUCAGCCAAGCCUUUAAGAGUUUUUGUGCCAAAUACUUUGAACGGCAAGCCUGCAAACGAAGUUAGAGAGGCCCUGAAACUUUUUGACGACCUAUACUCUAAACUUUUGCGAGAAGAUAAAGCAGAGAAACGUGAAGGACAGCCUAAAAGAAAUAUCAUUAUAGAGGCAGCAGUGAGUUUGAAGAAUCAGAAUAAGUGGGUGAAUUGUGAGUGGACCUUUGGACACGUUCCCGGAGUUGAAAUUGGGGAUCAAUUCCGGUUUAGGGCAGAACUUGUUGUGAUAGGACUACAUCGCCAAUAUUUUAAGGGUAUCGACUAUGUGAAUAUUAACGGAAAAGAUGUUGCAACUGCCAUUGUUGAUUCUGGUCGGUACGAUAAUGAGGCCAUAUCUUCUCAAACAUUCAUUUAUGUAGGUCAAGGUGGGAAUCCAAAAGUUUCUGCUUCGAAAGUAGAAGAUCAAAAGCUUGAAGGGGGUAAUCUUGCCUUGAAGAACUCCAUGGACUUGGGAUAUCCGGUGAGGGUUAUUCGUAGUCGACAAAGAGUAAAGGAUCAAAAGAGUGAUAUAAGAUACAUUUACGAAGGGCUUUACACUGUGACAAAGUGUUCGCAAGAAAGAGGUCCAACUGGAAAAUUUAUUUUCAAGUUUGAACUGAAAAGAAAUUCUGCCCAAUCAAAACUUACUUGUGAACUAGUGUCACAGCCAGCAAAUUUAGGAAAGGUAAAUCACUUAGGUCAAAAUGUUAAUAAGGCAACAAUAUCAGUUAUGCAAUUUGUGCAGCGGGAGAUUGUUGUGGACUAUGAUAUCUCGCAAGGAAAGGAGAAGAUACCGAUCCCUGCCGUCAAUGCAAUGGAUGAUGAGAGACCCCCACUAUUCACUUACAUUACCAGCAUGCAGUAUCCAGAUUGGUAUUACAUCUCUAUGCCUCAAGGUUGCAGUUGCACAAGUGGAUGCUCGGAUUCUGAGCAAUGCUCUUGUGCUUCUAGGAACGGAGGUGAGAUUCCAUUCAACACAAGAGGCUCUAUUAUUAGAGCAAAGCCUCUUGUUUACGAGUGUGGUCCAUCUUGCAAAUGCCCUCCUUCUUGCAAAAAUAGAGUUAGCCAACAUGGUCCACGGUACCACUUGGAAGUUUUCAAGACCGAAUCAAGAGGAUGGGGCUUGAGGUCGAGGGACUAUGUAUCAUCUGGAAGUUUUAUUUGUGAAUAUGUUGGGGAGUUACUUGACGAAAAGGAAGCUGAAAAAAGAAUAGAUCAUGAUGAGUACUUGUUUGAUGUUGGCAACUAUGAUGAAGAAACCCCCAAAAGGAAUAAAAAGUUCGAAGUUGAGUCAAAUUCUUUUCAGAGGAAGGAUGAAGAUGGCUUUACCCUUGAUGCAGCAAGAUAUGGGAACGUUGGAAGAUUUAUCAACCAUAGCUGCUCACCAAACCUUUAUGCUCAAAAUGUCAUGUAUGACCACGGUGAUAGGAGAGUACCUCACAUAAUGUUUUUCGCUUCCAAGAGUAUUGCUCCAAUAGAGGAGCUUACUUAUGACUAUAACUACCAGAUUGAUCAGGUUUAUGAUGCAAAUGGCAAUCUGAAGAAAAAGAACUGUAGAUGUGGUUCUCGUAAGUGCUCGGGUAGAAUGUAUUAAAGAGAUGUAAGGUGAAAUAUGCUGCUAUUCACUGCCUUUUGCUGAACAAUCUCUUCGAUUCAAAACAAUGUGACCAAUCCCAGCAUAUCACAUGGAUGUUUAAGGAAGCUGAACAUUGAAUAUUACAAUUUUUAGUGCACUUAUAGCAUGAGCUUCAUCUAGUCCGGCUUUCAUGGAUUUCAACUUAGCUCUUGCCUCUGACGUUGAGACUGUUCUUGGUGUUGAUUAUUAAACUCAUUUGUUCUUUGUUAACAACUUCUUUUAGUUUCUGUAAUUCUUUUAUCCAUUUUUUGGUGUAAAAAUGUUCUGAUCAACUAAACUUAUUUUCGAUAGGCGUAACCAAUCUCAAGUUCAAAUAAAGGAGAAGGAUUGUGGAAGGUUAAAGGCGGCGUAGCAGUAGUUGAACUAAGGUGAAUCAUCUUAUUUCGUGUAGGUUAAGUGCUAGAUAUGGAGAAAAUUUUUGGUGGUUAAAGUGGAUUCAUAUAGCUAUAGCUAAUCUUAAUUUUGUUUGGGGUUGAGGCACAAUUGUUCUAUUUUAUUGAUGAAUGUCUUGGUCAAGAAAUACUGGCACU